Messenger RNA from Folsomia candida, 714 nucleotides. RefSeq lists its product as uncharacterized. The record is from RefSeq and is a predicted model, not a curated record. The coding region runs from base 1 to 714 and encodes 237 amino acids. NCBI's taxonomy places the organism in Eukaryota, Metazoa, Arthropoda, Collembola, Entomobryomorpha, Isotomidae. The transcript has 5 exons.
AUGGGGUCGUCCGCCCGGAUUGAUGCUUACCCCCGCAGCAGCAGUUCUUAUCAUCCCUCAAAAUUCCAAAGAUCAGUAUUUCCGCAUUUAGAGAAUUUUGGAAUAAAUGAGAAUUCCGAAUUCCGAACUCGACGAGAAGACGACGACGAGUCAGACCCUGUCGAAAAUCACGUCGAUGAAGAAGUCGAAAAUAACGAGAUUGAUCAAGAUUCGCACCCAGAGAAGGAAAGUGAUGGAACGGAAGUAGUUUCCGGGGAGGAUGAAGGGCAGAACGAUGACGAGGAAGCAUAUUCAUCAUACGACGGGCUUAGCUCGUUGGACGGUGAUGAUUAUAAUCAUGAAAGUUUGGAGACCAGCAGUUCCGAGGAUGAUUCUCCACCUCACGAAGUUCCGCAGGGUCGGGGAUUCUUUUCCGGUUUAUAUGACACUAUUACAUCCGCUGCUACGAGCGCUGCAGGGAGCUUUUUGGGUGGGGUGAUGAAAGGGAUUCAAGGUGAUUAUAGCAAUAUUGUUGGAGAGACUGCGCCCACUGAGGAAACCACUGUAGCUGCUGAUGAAGCCACAACCGAAGAAGUCACUACAGAAGCUGGUGCCGAGGAGACUACGACAGAAACGCCGAGUGACGACGCCACCACCCCUGAAACGCCAGCAGACGACGCCACCACCACUGAAGCGCCAGCCGACGACGCCACAACGGAAGCAGCGGCAAAAUAA